GCGUUUCGAUCGUCUUUCGUUUCUUCGACCAACAAUGGAUUGCAAACAGUCAAAAAUGAUUCCUCUUUAAAAAUGGUCGACAGUGAGUGAAAAUAUUUCUGGUGUUUGGGCGUGGAAAUCAUACUGCCAUGAAUGCACAUAUAUUUUCUAAACGAUUGCAACUUUCUUUGAACUUUGUUUUGUAGCCAAUAUUGCAAUCGGAGCAGCGAUUGGUGUCGGUGGGUUUGCCGCCGGAAUCGGAUUGUUGGCUUUUGCAGAAGCACAAGGAGAGCGAUCCAAGGAACGAGGGUCAGGUUUGUCUGAGAACAUGUCCACUCAGCUUUCGGGAAUGUUUAUGGAAGAUGUCGAAGUGAGCUCUGUAGAAGAUCUUGGGUCACUGACGAGUCAACUCGAAGAGGCGCUUAAGAAAUCUGGAGGUGCCGAAGAAGAGGUGUUCGAAAUGACGGAUGAAGAAAUUAAGCGAUUGGAAGAGGAAGCAGACGAUGGUUGGUAAAGAAAUCGAUGACCAAAUACAACUUUCCCUGCUUCUCGAACAUGGGGAUCUUGUGCCCUACGAAACACUUGAUCUAAGCUACUACAAAACAGACUUCAUGUCCUCUGAGAACAAAUGCGAAGCAAAAGAUUUCACAUACCGCACAUGAAUAUUCACGCCAAUCAGUAUUUCACCUUCAAUCAAAGAGGUAUCAAAAAUAGAUACGAGAAUUGUUGGUAAGGGACACAUAUCCAUGGUAACAACUUGCGAGAUAAAGGCUAAUUAAAUAG
Pseudo-nitzschia multistriata is the source of this 762-nucleotide messenger RNA. NCBI's taxonomy places the organism in Eukaryota, Bacillariophyta, Bacillariophyceae, Bacillariales, Bacillariaceae. The record is from the annotation of a GenBank genome assembly.